CUCAUUUUUCCCCAUUUUCAUACCUCACAAUUUGAAAUUUUUUCAGAGCUCAACUCUGCGAUUCACUGCUCUUUUCGGCGAUGCACGGUGUGCUCAUCUCAUUCCGGUCACGGUCCAUCGAGUGCUGCUCAUCCCCACGAGUCACAAUCCGUCGAGUGCUGCUCAUUCCGGUCACGGUGCUCUUCUCAUUCCGGCAAGUCGCAGUCCGCUGCUCGUAUCAUUCCGGCGAGUCCGUUCUCAUUCCGGCGAGUCACAAUCCGCUGCUCUUCCCCGGCGCCGCUGCCCUUCCCAAGGUUUGGAGGACACGUCGCCACCCGUCGGCAGCCGCGCCUUGGAGACCGGAGGCGCUGCUCACCGAGAUUGAACAGCCACAGCCAUGGCCGCAGGAGUUCAAAAUCGAAACUGAGAAAAUGCUUAUUAAAAUGGUUGAGACUGAAUUGGAGGCCAGGAAGCAGGCCAAUCCCCUGUUUCACGAUAAGUUACAGUUUCUGAACCUUAAGAAUGCGAACUCUCAUAAACCAAAGCUUAAACUGGCAGCACCAACUUUGGAAAACUCCAAGGCCGAACCUCAUUUGCAGCUUAAACUGGCAGCUUAA
Messenger RNA from Striga asiatica, 596 nucleotides. NCBI's taxonomy places the organism in Eukaryota, Viridiplantae, Streptophyta, Magnoliopsida, Lamiales, Orobanchaceae. The record is from the annotation of a GenBank genome assembly.